Solanum lycopersicum (tomato) is the source of this 936-nucleotide messenger RNA. RefSeq names its product chloroplast-specific ribosomal protein. The record is from RefSeq and is marked provisional. Gene Ontology annotation, biological process: negative regulation of translational elongation; primary metabolic process. Gene Ontology annotation, cellular component: cytosolic small ribosomal subunit. Lineage: Eukaryota; Viridiplantae; Streptophyta; Magnoliopsida; Solanales; Solanaceae. Gene Ontology annotation, molecular function: ribosomal small subunit binding.
AUGGCGACUCUUUCCCUUUCCCCUUCCGUGGGAACAACUUUUCACUCUCUCCAUAGCUACCCAAAUGGUUCCUCAUCCUAUUCUUCUUCUUGUCCCGCUACUGCUUCUCCAGCUUUGUCACUGACAUUGUCAUCUACCAAUUCACGAUUUUUAAAUUCAGCUUUCAAGAUGAAUGAAAUUAAUGUUCCUGUCAGGAAUAGGGUGACAAAAUCCUUUGGGGUCCGGAUGUCUUGGGAUGGUCCACUUUCUUCUGUUAAACUCAUUCUUCAAGGGAAAAAUCUUGAGUUAACACCUGCUGUAAAGGACUAUGUGGAAGAGAAGUUGGGUAAGGCAGUUCAAAAGCACAGCCAUCUAGCCAGGGAAGUGGAUGUUAGGCUGUCUGUUCGAGGUGGAGAGCUUGGAAAAGGCCCAAAAAUUCGAAGAUGUGAAGUUACUCUAUUUACGAAAAAGCAUGGAGUGAUUCGUGCAGAGGAAGACGGUGAGUCAAUUUAUGGAAGUAUAGAUAUGGUAUCAUCAAUUAUACAGAGAAAGUUGCGGAAAAUUAAGGAGAAGGAUUCAGACCGUGGUCGCCACAUGAAGGGCUUCGAUAGGCUGAAAGUCAGGGACCCAGAGGCGCUGUUAGUUCAAGAGGAUCUUGAAACACUUUCCCAAGAGGAAGAAGUUGAAGAUGACAAGAGUGAUGGCUUUGUUACUGAGGUUGUUCGUAAGAAGUCCUUUGACAUGCCACCUUUAAGUGUCAAUGAAGCAAUUGAACAGCUGGAAAAUGUCGACCAUGACUUCUAUGGUUUCCGGAAUGAGGAAACUGGUGAGAUUAACAUCGUUUACAGACGAAAAGAAGGGGGUUAUGGACUUAUUAUUCCAAAGGAAGAUGGUAAAACAGAGAAGUUAGAGCCCUUGGAGGUUGAACCAGAGAAAGAACCGUCGAUAGCAGAAUAA